Messenger RNA from Camelina sativa (false flax), 1519 nucleotides. Lineage: Eukaryota; Viridiplantae; Streptophyta; Magnoliopsida; Brassicales; Brassicaceae. The record is from RefSeq and is a predicted model, not a curated record.
CCGAACCUAAGCCGCCCAAAGAAGAAAGAAGAAAACAAGUGAGGGAGAGGGAGGAGAACUCUCGUGAGGCAAAGGCACCGUCAUCAUAACCGAUUCGUCAGUGGCCGGCGUUAACUGAAGUCGGGAUACGUUGUUCACCGGAGGAUAGAGGAGCUUCUACCAUCACUUGUUUAUUAGAGGAGGAAGAGUAGAACAGUUCAAGUGGAGGUUUUGGAGACUGAUUUCCCGUCGAACCAGAAGGAGUUGGAUAGCGUUUUUAACGUCUACAGAUAGAUAUUGCUGCAAGGAAUCCAUAGCAAUUAACGGUUUUUCAAACGGAGAUUCAAGUUGGGGUUUUUGGAGGAGAUUUCCAGUCACACCCUAGCAGUCUAGACAGUAUUGACGGUGGUUCUUAACAGAAGAGUUGUCAGGGAAGCCGCCUGAAUCGACAAAGUGGCCGGAAAAGUUUUUGGAGUGCAGUCGCCGUUUCUAGUCGCAAUUUCAGUUUGCUAGUCGCAGUUCUCAAUCACAUUAAAGCAAAGUAUCUUUGGAAGAUUAGCGUUUUCUUAAGCGAUUUUUUGAUGAGUUAUGUUAAAGAAGCACAACACAACCUCAUAGAUGAUGAAUCUGUUCUUCCACAAGACAUACUUUGUAUCUUCCUUCUCAAAAAACUCAGUCUCGCUCAUCCUCUGGACGCAAAUGGUGUUUGUGACCUGUUUCUUAACAUCUUGGAGCAUCUGCCUCGCUGGAAUUCACACUUUGAAGUGAAGGAAGUGGCGAAAAAGAUUUGCAAUAGAUGCAAGAUGGGUAUGGAAUAUCCAGCAUUAUUCGAGAAUCUUACAUUCGAUAAGAUCCUUCAGAUCAUCAGGAUACAUCUUAAGAUGCCUUGUGAUAAGGAAGGAUGUGGGAAAACAAACUAUGUUCAACGCAUGAUAAACAAACUUCCAACUGUUUUCACAAUCGCACUUGAGUGGGAGAACGAUGAGCCUCUAGGAGAGUUAUUCGAUACUACUUCUGUUCUGACAACUGAGAUAGAUAUUAAAACGAUAUACCUAUACGAAGGUGAUAGUGCAUUCACUAAAUACCGUCUUGUCUCAAUGGUUUGCGCGCAUGGAGAUGGAUACAACUGUGUAGCUUAUGAAAACAAUGAAUGGGUCAGACAUUUUCGUUCUGAGAAAGAGGUUAUUGGAGACUGGGAUGGUGUUCUCAGCAAAUUCCGAGAACUGCAUAUUCGACCUGAGAUUCUAUUUUUUGAAAACGGUAUGCAGCAAGACGAGAUUGUAUCCGAGCAGAAAUCUAGAGGCUAAGAGAAGCUUUUUCAAGAGUGUAGGAAAGGGAUUGAUGUAUAUACGGAAAGUUCGAGAACAAUGCGUUGGAGGUGUUGUUGCACCAUUGUGAACAGAGCUUUCAGUGUUUUCUUCCUCAAAAAUUGAACAUCCUGAUUGUUAUGAUCAGUGGAUAAAGAUAGUUAAAUACCAUUCUUCUAAAUUCAACACUUGUGUAACACAACUCAGUCUCAGUUAGCAUUUCUUUUGAUGUA